Molecule: messenger RNA, 8753 nt
Organism: Astyanax mexicanus (Mexican tetra)
Lineage: Eukaryota; Metazoa; Chordata; Actinopteri; Characiformes; Acestrorhamphidae
Gene: sorbs2a
Product: sorbin and SH3 domain containing 2a
Exons: 26
Coding region: 775-5181 (1468 amino acids)
Cellular component (GO): plasma membrane
Molecular function (GO): protein binding
Source: RefSeq, a predicted model, not a curated record
UCAUCUACAUACCCUCGCGAGCGCGCGCCCGUGCGCUCCAUCAGCAUCUCCUCUCUCAAUCGAGCAGAAACAAACGGGAAUCUCGCGCCUCCCCUCUACUGCAGAGAGAGAGAGAGAGAGAGAGAGAGAGAUGUGUGUAGACAGAGAGAGAGGGAUGGAGAUAUGGAGAGAGAGAUGUAUGUGUAGAGAGAGAGGUGGAGAGAGGAAAAGGGAGUGGUAGAGAAAGGUAGAGAGAGAGGGAGAGAGGUGGAGAGAAAGUGGUAGAGAGAGAGACAGAGGGAAGGGGUGUUGCUGCUCGCGCACAGAAAGAGAAAGAGAGAGAGCUAAAGAGAGAGAGAGAGAGAGAGAGAGAGAGAGAGAGAGGAGCUCAAUAGUCUGCGGCUCGUUCUCGCGCAGGUGAGCGCGGCAUUCCUCUCUGUAAUAUUUGUAUUAUUUUACAUUUUUCUAUCACUGCUUUGUGACGCCACCGGAUCAGGCAGAUCGCGCGAGGACAGAAGAAGCGCGCGCGAGGAGAGGGAUCUGCAGAGCGCGCGGACACGGAAGAGGUGCUGUGCUCUGAAUCUAAUCUCAGAGGAGCACUCAUCACCCCAAAAGAGGAAGAAAUCAGACAAAAAGGAAAAUACAAGAAAAGUUCAGUCGAGAAGAAAAAAAGAAAGCUGGUUCUCAGCGGAUGUUCGGCUGAUGUUGACCUGUUCUGAAAGGGAGAGUCCCAAGGAGAUUUUAUGACGGAAGGUGUAUUCUUGUUCAGAGCAGCACUAAGAGGAGAUCUCCACUAUGAAUGCAGAUAGCGGAGGACGGGUUCGCAAGAGUGUGUCGCUGUCUCUGACUCUCUGGCCAAUCAAAAGAGUUCAGAGUUACCCCAAUCUGUACACAAAGACUGCAGGUAGUGAAGCACACUCUGCAGACUCCGAUGGCUGGCGGUCGCGCAGUGUAACGGAAGGUCUGAGGAACGGUGAUGCAAACAGUUCGUCUCUGGCAGCAAAAGGCUUCCGCAGCGUCCGACCCAACCUGCAGGACAAGAAAUCACCCGUCCUGGUCCCACUCCCGCCCCCUCGGAGAGAGAGCUAUCACAUGACCCCUAACCCUCCCUCUUACAGUUCCCUCCCCAUGCUGUCCGAUCCCGCCCUCGUUGCUUCUGGCUCGUACUCCCUGAAAUCCAGCUCCUCUUCCUCAUACUCUUAUUCCAAGACCACACGUACCACCAGCACCAACACCAACACUGCAUCUCCCAACACAGACUACUCUCCAGAGGCUAAUGCUAAUGCUAACACUUUUAUCACUCAACUCCUAGAGCGCAAGGUUUCGUCUCUCAAGCUAGCUAGUGACGAAAACAGAUCCAACCCUCCAAACGUAGGUGCUAACACGGCCAAAACAUUCAUGGCUAAUGCUAACAUGACUGAUUCUACUAAACUGAACACAGUUAAGACCAUUGCUAACGCUCGCAUCUCCCAUGCUGUAAAAUCUGACCCACAGUCUAAGAAGGUGGAGCCAAGCAAGUCCACGCCCGCUACUCCCCCUUCCCCACCACCACGCCGCGAUUCCACCUCAGCUACUACCACGCACACAGCCUCUCUCUCCAUCCAGAUAGCUCCAAAAGACUCUGGAACAGUACCACAGUCUGGACCAGGACUCGAUGAUGACCAGGACCUGCUGUCCAUCCCCAUAGUACCCCCAAGACCUUCGGCUGAUGCCCUGGGUCAGAUGGCUGUGAAUGGAAGUGCUCAUUCCCAGAGGUCCUUCUCACCUCCAGCACAUCCCCCUCCUCCAGCAGCCCUCAGCCCAGGAAUAGUGCAGAUCCAGCAGAGCAGACGCUCAGAAGGCUCAGAGACAUUUGAGAGUGAGUCCGCAGUGUCCGGUCAGACUGUGGUCAGCAGCACUACACCCAUCGCUCGUUUUUCCGAGGAAGAGAAGAAAGUUUCUUUGAUCAAGGCGCCACACUACGAGGGCAUCGGCCCAGUGGACGAGUCGGGCAUCCCCAUCGCCAUACGCACGACUGUAGACAGGCCUAAGGACUGGUACAAGACCAUGUUUAAGCAGAUCCAUAUGGUCCAUAAACCUGAUGAUGACUAUGCAGACACAUACAACGCCACCUACGCUGUCGUAAAUAACGAAAACUACGACCCCGUCCACGCCCACCCUCCACCACGGACACACACCUACCGGCCACUGUCCCGGAACACCAUGGAACCGCCCCAGCGGGAGCCGAGCCCCACCCCCAUCCCACCACCACCUCCACCCAUGCCUUCACUGCUGCAGCUUCGUUCUCGUGAUCUGGACCGGGAGAAAGACCUGCUGCAGGACCCAAAUGAAUGGAGUCCUCCUGACCGCAAAGUGGACACGCGUAAAUAUCGGGCGGAGCCACGCAGCAUCUUUGAGUAUGAACCGGGAAAAUCAUCCAUUCUAGAGCAGGAACGACCGAGUGUUGAGUUUUCAGGAGAUGAGAUAGAUUUAGAGAACGAGCCUUGGUUUAAGUUCUUUUCUGAGCUGGAGUUCGGUCGGCCGCCUCCUAAAAAGAGGCUGGAUUACACUCCUGACUGCUCCACGCGCUCGCUCACGCAGACGUCCCUCUAUCUCCCGCCCUCCGACAGGCCCGAGGGGGCCCAGAGUGCUGCCGGUGAUUACAGAAAAAGACGAAAGUCAGAGCCUUCCGGAACAGGAAAUGAGCAGAAUGCCAGUCAGGCCCCAGCACGGCCACUCGACCCCUCCAGAUCCAGCACUCUGAAGAAACCCACCAUACGUUCCUCUCCUUCAUCCCCAUCCAGAGGGAAAGUCGGGGGUGCUAGUGAGUCUCUGUCCCCAUCAGUCAGCUCCCCAGGUAUGGCGUCUUCCCACCUCUCCUCUGACUCCCUCACCCUCUCCUCGUCCACCAUACGCAGCUCCAAGCGUUCCAUCUGCUUUAAGAACGGUUGGCAGACAGGCCGGCAGGAGGGUGGGGACACGUGGAGUAGCGUGGAGGACGAAGAGGCUGCUUCGCCUCGCCUCAAAUCACGCAGCUGCGAUGACUUGCUUUCAGACGGGAACGGUGGAAUGCCCGGGCGAGCCUCCAGCUCCAUGACUGCCACUCGUUCGGAAAGCGCGGGAUCCUUGAUUGAUGACGGUGGAAUUCAGCAACAGCAGCAGGCAAAGAGUCUUAACUCGUCCCCUAGGGGGCGGCGGCACCACCGACGCAAGAUGGCUCAUGAUACACCUGGAUUUCUGCAGCUGUACAAGAAGAUGCACCACAUCGACCGAGAGCAGCUGCUUCCCUCAGAGGUGAUCCGCUCUGUCCGCGCUCGUAUUCUGGAACUCGAACGGCAACAGCAGCAGCAAGGCAAAAACCUCCAUGCCUGGCCUCCAUACGAGGUGCCACAGCACAUGGUGCCGAACCGGAUUUCGGCAUACGAACAGCUGAUCCAGAAGUCUAAAUCCAUGCCAGACCUUGGAGAGGAUAACACUCCAUCAGGCACCACUACACCAGGCUCUUCUCGAGCCAGCAGUUGCCCUAAACGGCGCUUCUCAGUGGAGUCCCUUCUGGAAGAAGAAGACCCUCCUGAAAGGAGUCCGCCGGAAGGUCAGCCGCGACCAGGUCCUGAGAACCGCAGCCUUGUGCCCGUAGUCAGACAGAACCAGCGCCAACAGCAGGACUACUCGGACAGCGAGCAAGACGCUUGCGCUUCAGAAUUGAGUGACUUCAUCCAAAUCGAAGGCUCGUCUUUCUGCAGCGAGAGUGACCUGGACCACUGCUCGCUGGCCUCAUCUGAGAGCUUCUAUGGGUCUGGACACCUUCACCACCAUCACCACCACCACCACCAUCACCGACACCAUGGCAGCCAUCACCACCAGAGUCUUGGCCAGAGUCAAGGGUACCAUCACCGCCACCUGAUCAGCUCUUGCAAGGGCCGAUGCCCGGCUUCCUACACACGCUUCACCACAAUGCUAAAGCACGAGCGGGCACGGCAGGAAAGUCGCGCCGCCAUGACCUCUCCACUGGCUCAGCAGUCAGCCAUAGAUUCGGGCCUUUCCAAGCUGGCCUUCCUGGUCAGCCCUGUGCCUUUCCGCAGAAAGCGGGGAUCUCCGCCGUCUCAGAGGCGCCACAGUCGCUCCGGCCGCCACAGGUCGAAAACAUCCAUCUACGAGGCUUUAGACGCCGCCCUGCAGGACAUUUACGACCACAUAAGGGCGGAGAAAGGGCUCGGACCGGCACGACUGCCGGACGAUAGUAUUUUGCGGCGGCUAUUGGAGGAGUUGCUCCCGGAUGUUCCCGAGAGGAGCUCCUCCUUGCGGAGUCGGAGGGGGUUCCACUCGUCCACCUCCUCCUCUUCCCACUUCUACCAGCCUUACCACAGUGCCUCCUACCAGCAGUCGCACCACGCAGACGCCUCCAACAACAACCAGCACGCCAACGCAACCUGCUGUUCAGAUCAGGGCUCGGAUGCUGGCUCCAACACGCCUCAGAACAGAAGAUCUACUCCAGAUCCAGAGGUGUCCACUAAGCAGAUGACAUAUCUCAUAUUGUCUUCUCUCCUCCAUCAGAGACAGUCUGCCAGGGCUAUUUACGAUUUUAAAGCUCAAACCAGCAAGGAGCUGUCCUUUAAGAAGGGCGAUGCAAUCAACAUCAUCAGACAGAUCGACAGCAACUGGUAUGAGGGAGAGCACAGGGGACGCAUCGGCAUUUUCCCCAUUUCCUACGUAGAGAAGGUAGCGUCUCCAGAGCGAAAGCAGCCGGCUCGCCCCCCUCCCCCAGCACAGGUCAGAGAGAUGGGGGAGGCUGUGGCUCGAUACAACUUUAACGCUGACACCAAUGUUGAGCUGUCACUGAGGAAGGGUGAGAGGGUGAUUUUGUUGAGGAAGGUGGAUCAGAACUGGUUUGAAGGCAGAAUUCCCGGCUCCAGUAAGCAGGGAAUAUUCCCAGUCUCGUAUGUGGAUGUCAUCAAGGGAUCCCCUUCCAAGAGCCCCACUCAUCAUGGAGACACACACAGGGGGCAGAAGGUAAAGAGGAUGAUGCAGGAUUCUUCUCAUGGAUCUGGAGAACUGUUCCAGGCAGUGUAUAACUACGUACCCCGGAACGAAGACGAGCUGGAGCUGCGAGUGGGUGACAUCAUAGAAGUCAUGGAGAAAUGUGAUGAUGGCUGGUUUGUAGGUACGUCUCGGCGUAGCAAGAUGUUCGGAACGUUCCCAGGAAACUACGUUAAACCACUUUAACGAAGACUACGGCACAACCACGGCAACUCCGAUGCCUUCCGUAUAGGGCCCACGUGGAACCUCAACCCUGAGUGUGUGUUUGAGAGUUUGUGUGUAUGCUUUCUUAUGCGUGUGUGCGUGCGUGUGGGUGUGUGUGUGUGUGUGUGUGUGUAUGCUCAUGCAAAAAAAAAAAAAAAAAAAUUUUAGCUCUCACUAGCCAUCUCUACACAGAAUUCUAUAGACUCCUCCAAUGAAGUUUUUUUUUUUUUUCUGUUUGUUUGAUCAAAUAUACAAGUUUGCCUUCAUUUGUACAUUCAGCUUCAGCUCACAGUUCUAUUAUUUAUUAGUGAUCAUAUUCCGAUAAGCAAUAGUCUCGGAAGAGAGAGUAUGGGUAGGUGAAGGAGAAUGAGAGCGUCCGGAGUCAAUCGCUGUCUAAGAAAGUGUGUUUGUGUGUUUUUGCACGGUUGUAGAGUUAGGUUGCUGAAGGACCACAUCGCUUAAAAGUUCGUAAGUGGAUUUUUAAGGUGGUUUGGAUUUAGGCGAUUGAUAUACAGUACUUUUUUGCGUAAAAGCAAUAAGAAAACCUGUGAUGAUUCAACAUUUUUUCCUGUAUUUAAUAGUAAGAUGUCCGCAGGGAAUGUGUACAGAAGUAUCGUCACGAAAGGAAGCGAAGAGAAGCAAAGCGAAGCAAAGUAUUACUUUAUUGAACAUGGCAAUCGGUGCAUUUGUAUUAAAAUACAUUUUAAAAAUGCAAACAGUAUCAAAUAGCAUCAGUAGUGUUCGAUCAUCAAAUGGUCUAGUAGUCAAGGCGAUUCGAUUCUUGAAGACGUUUCGCUACUCAUCAUUUUUUUGCCAUAGAAUGUAAAUAUAAUAAUGAUAAUUAAGCUUUGAGGUGUUAUCUUGUGAGUGAGGUUGAACACUGGCAAUUGUGCUCAUGGCAAGGCAACAUGAGUUGUUACACAGCUCUGAAAAAAAAUUAAGAGACCAAUUCAUUUUCUGAAUCAGUUUCUCUGAUUUUGCUAUUUAUAGGUUUAUGUUUGAGUAAAAUGAACAUUGUUGUUUUAUUCUAUAAACUACGGACAACAUUUCUCCUCAAAUUCCAAAUAAAAUAUUGUCAUUAAGAGCAUUUAUUUGCAGAAAAUGAGAAAUAGCUGAAAUAACAAAAAAGAGAUAAUAAAAGAGAUAAAUAAAAGUUCAGAAAUCUGUUUUUUAAUCACAGUUUUUAAUCAUGCAUCUUGGCAUCAUGUUCUCCUCCACCAGUCUUACACACUGCUUUUGGAUAACUUUAUGCCUGCAAUCCUGGUGCAAACAUUUAAGCAGUUCAGUUUGGUGGUUUGUGAUCAUCCAGCUUCCUCUUGAUUAUAUUCGAGUUUUUUUUUUUUGUAAAAUUAAAGAAACUCAUCAUUUUUUGAUAUGUGGUGUCAAAUAUCUGUAUUUCUAUUGAAACAUAGGCGCUCUCCUUAAAACUCGUCCCCAAUUAGACUUUCCUAAAGUUAGUGCUUCAUUACGACACAAGGUGGCGCUAUGAUCAAAUAAAUAUGGUAAAAAAAAAACUGCAAUGAAGCAUAUUGGCUGUCAAAUUCUGUGAAACUGACACCAAUAAAUGCAUAAUGUCUGAUAAUUUCUUAUUUAGAAGUUUUUUUAUCCUCUUCGGAAACGAUUGUCUUGCAAUAUAUCGAGUAUCACAAUGUAUCAUGUUAUUAUAGUAUUGUGAUUCCCACCCCAUGUAGACAGCGAGCUCAGUGGAUGGUAAUGAUUGGGAUCGGCGGCGAACAGAUAAGCCAUUCAAGCCACCAACUGGAGGUUCCUUAAAGGGGAAGUCUGGUGUGAAAUGGACUUGGGUGUAGUGAAACAUAUGAUAAUAAGUAUGAACUUUUGUCUAAUAGUUCACCUCCGUUCACCCCCUGCAUUCUGAAAUACAGCACUUUUAGCUGAUGCUGCCAACAGGUUUACAAUGCUAGUGAUAGGGGCAUAAAUUUGCUCAUGCUAAGAAAUUUCUAUUUCACACCAAUAACAAACUUAAAGUAGCUCCAAACUUCAUUGGUAGAAUUAUGAAGGCACAGAUGUUGACUAAAGUUCACUUAAAAAACAUUGUUUAUACACACAGUACCUUCAGAUAGAUCUCCAGUGCCGCCAUCUUGAAAUUAAGUCAUGAUAAAUCAGCUGACGGGCAUAGACGUAUAGGCAGGACCAAUCUGCUAAUCUUUUAGUGCCAUAUAUACCAUAGGACACGUUCAAAAGUUUGGUAGAGACCACUAUGAUAAAAUGUGUUUGUGGGCGAAGAAUUUAAGAUUUAAAAGGUCUGAAAUAUCAACUUUAUAAACGUUAUAAUCUAUUUACAGUACCUACAGAGAGUUGUGGUUGUGGAUGGAGCAAUAAAUGGUCCAUUAUUUUUUUUUCGAAAUGUCUUCAAGACUUGUCGCCUUGACUACUACUGGACAUUUCUUGAAAUGUCUUCAUAACUUCAGUGAUUUCGAUAUAAACAGUCAUUUAGAUAUGGUUUAGUAUGAAACUGUCCAUUGUAAGAAACCAGGGCUCCCUAUGACAACACACAGAUAUAACCACUGUAUUUUGUAUUUUUUAACAAUCAGACAACAUUAGGGCUGUAACAAAGCAACAUGACACGAUGCAUCACGGUGAACAAAAUGUGACUAUGUGCAUUGUGGGAACAGACGAUUCCACGUUUUUUUCCUUGUUUAUUAUGCGCCUCAUGCUUGUGCAAGCCAGAGAACCAGUGGGCGAAAGCAAAGGGCUUGGGAUAUGACAUUUUAUGUCAUUGGUUUAGACUGAAAUCAAUCAAUCAAACAACUGCUUUUUGAUGUCAGUCACUUUUUAUUAAGCCAAUCAGCAGCCAGAUUUUUUUUUGUUGCUGCUGCUGCUGUCUAGUAACAGAGUUUUACUGUGGUUCUUCUGGUGUUUGUAACGUUUUUACCAGCCCACAAUCGAAAUUCGAGUUAAGUGAAGUUGAGCUGGCUUAAAUGUUAUGAUGAAAAAUGGAAAAAUCUGUAUGGAAAAGGAAAGUUCGUUUUUUCCCUUUUUCUGUCACUCUUUCACUUCUUUUUUUUUUUCUUUCAUAAUUGGCGCUCCACGACGUGGCUUUAAUCACGAAUCUCACUUUGUAAAACGACGACGCACAAUAUAACAGGCUUCACAGAGUAGUUUGAGGAAUAUUACGUUUUAUAAAAGUGCUCAUUUUUACGCCAGUUUUGUUCGAUUUGAAAGGUUGAAAAUGUUACAGCGAUUCAGUAUUGAGAGUAUUUUCUGCACAUGGAGUGUGUAGCCUCACUGUGUUAAACUCAUGUAUUUUUAUUAUGUUUUUUUGUUUGUGAUGUACAAGUGUGUGUGAUUGUGUGUGUGUGUGUUGGAUCGACAGAUUUAACAGCAAUCUUUAAAGCACCUUAAACACAUUAGCUGUGAGUGAUUUGAGUUUUCUGCACUUUUCUGGUUUGCGUUUGCUUUCAGAAGCUUCACCAGUUUGAUUAUUAUUGUUUUUUUUUUUUUUCGUUUGUUUGUUCGUUUGUUCAUUUGUUUUGUAUUGUCACAUAUAUAUAUCGACUUAUAAAGACUUAUAAAGUCUUGUCUCUGCUCACCGA